AAACCGAACGCGGCGAAUGCAGACCGCCUGGACGAGGAGAUCACCGUGAUGCGUCUCUACAUGAACAAGAUGAAGACCGAGGCGAAGUCCUUGCAGUCACGCGUCCACCAGCUGGAGGAAGAACGUGUUCAGAACAUACAACUCAUGCGCAGGUCUGAAGAGGAGUCCAAGGUCUUUGGCAUCCGCGUCCGCGAGUUGGAGGUCAAGUUGCUCAAUCUGACCGACAAGGCGAACGAGUCAGAGUCCCGACGGCGCCAACUGCAGGACACUGUGGACUCCCUGAACUCCGAGGUCGCAAUGAUGCGGGCCAAUGAGCAGCUGUUGUCGGGCGCCGGGGCCUCCAACCAACAGAUUCUGGCCGGUCAGUCCGAAAUCCGCGAGAAGUUGGACGAGGAAUUCAAGCGCCAGAGUGAACAGUAUGCCCACCAGACGAAACAACUACGUGCCGAACUGGACGCCAGGGACAAACGCAAUGAGGAGCUGAAAGAUGAAGUUGAAAAGUCCGCCUCUACACGCAUUCGCAAACAUCGGUUGGCAGUAAACAGGUUCGACCACCUUUCCCAAGUGGUUAUUCCUACCCUCGAUACCAGGCACGCUCUAGCUUGGGGCAAAGCUCGCAUUAUCGAAGAAGGCCGAGAGUUCCGCGAGGUCAUGCAUCAAUUGACUGGUGAGAACAGCCGGCUCACCUUCCAAAUGGAGAAGGUCUCGGAGGAGAAUAAAAACCUUCGUGAACAACUGGAAUCAACUUUCAGUCGACUAGAAAUUCUGGAGAAGGAACAGGUGAAGAGCGACCAGGCCAAACAGGAUCUGCGCGGCCUAGAGGAGACCAUCGCCAAAGAGCUGAACAGCCUGACGACACUGCGUCAUCUGUUUCUACAGAAUUUGCGGAACCGAGUCAAAAAGGGAAAAACACGACAGGAAGAGCGCAAAAUGCAGAAGUCUUUUAGCGUAAUUAGUACAACAAAUUUAAGGUAA
Molecule: messenger RNA, 975 nt
Organism: Dibothriocephalus latus
Lineage: Eukaryota; Metazoa; Platyhelminthes; Cestoda; Diphyllobothriidea; Diphyllobothriidae
Source: the annotation of a GenBank genome assembly